Messenger RNA from Pundamilia nyererei, 1633 nucleotides. RefSeq names its product UDP-glucuronosyltransferase 2A2-like. Gene Ontology annotation, molecular function: UDP-glycosyltransferase activity. Bases 506 to 1633 code for a protein of 375 amino acids. The record is from RefSeq and is a predicted model, not a curated record. The transcript is spliced from 3 exons. NCBI's taxonomy places the organism in Eukaryota, Metazoa, Chordata, Actinopteri, Cichliformes, Cichlidae.
ACUAAUUUAUUCAAGUCAGAGAAUGUUGCAUAUAAUUCAUGCAUGGCGUGCGUUUGCUCUGCUAAGAGAGAACAAAAGGAAACCCUGGGGCAAGAGGCAGUUAAGAAAGAUUCUAAGUAAUUGCAUAAGAUCACGGAAAAAGGAAUUGUGUCUUACUGUCACUAACAGUAAUUGACGCGUGUUAUGUUAUCUGCUUACGCAUGAGGGGGUGUGAAACCUGACAUAUAAAACAGUAUGACAUAUGCUUCCUCUUUGAGAUCUAUGCAGAGGGUGACGUUGUGUACAUCUCCCACAUAUGUGUUUAAUAAAUAAUUGUUGUUGACUGGACUUGAUCUGAGUAUUGGUUGUUUAUUCUCAGCACAUCAAAAAAGAAUCGGGACAGUUUUUGGCGUUUCUGCCCGGUUGAUGUGAGUCUGAGUGUUAAAUUGAGGAGGACAGAGUCCAGUGUCAGACGGACAGGAAUCAGGAGAUCAAUCGGGUGGACGGGGCCCACUAAAUUAAAGAGAUGUGCCAUCCAAGCUUGCUGGCACUUGCAGUGCUGCUAUGCUCUACAUUGUUGGUAAAUGGAGGGAAAGUCUUGGUGUUCCCUGUGGAUGGAAGUCACUGGAUCAACAUGAAUAUCAUCAUCGCAGAGCUUCACUCCAGAGGUCAUGAAGUCACAGUGGUGCGGCCAAACGACACCUGGUACAUCAAGUCAGAGUCCCCUCACUACAAGACCAUCACUAUAAAUUCCUCAGCCGGAUUUGAUGAAGAGCGCUUUGGGGGAUUUGUUAUGAAAACACUAAUCAUGCGUCGACAAGGUGCUUCACUUUGGACACGUUUAUCAAUGGAAUAUGAUUUAGUGAAAGAGUUUUAUGAAAUGAAUAAGAAAGUGCUUGAGAUGGUGGAAUGCAUGUUUGAGGAUACCAAGCUGAUGCAGAGCCUCCAUGAUGCCAAAUAUGAUUUGGUUCUGACUGAUCCUUGGACAGGUGCAGGUGUUUUUAUGGCUCACCGUCUGCAUCUUCCACUUGUCUUUAAUGUCCGAUGGACUAUUCAGGGUGAAGGCCAUUUUGCAAUUGCACCUUCUCCACUCUCUUACAUACCUACACCAAGGUCAGAGCUGACUGACAAGAUGACUUUCAUUCAGCGUGUCAAGAAUGUGCUCUACUUUUUCUUCUUAACUUUACAUACUUGGUACGUCAUAGAACCAAACUGCAAACCAUUUGUCCAUCGUCAUUUUGGCAGUGAUGUACAUUACAUGGAGCUGUUUCAGUCAGCAGACAUCUGGCUGAUGAGAAACGAUUUCACCUUUGAGUUCCCUCGACCCACAAUGCCAAACGUUGUCUACAUGUCAGGAUUUCAGUGCAAACCCUCCAAGCCCCUGUCUAAAGAGCUAGAGGACUUUGUGCAGAGCUCAGGUGAACAUGGUGUCAUUGUGAUGACACUGGGAUCUAUAGUGGAAAAACUUCCAGAGGACAUCACUGAAGACAUUGCUGCUGCUUUUGCAGAACUUCCUCAGAAGGUGAUUUGGAGGCACAAAGGCAAAAGACCAUCCACCCUUGGUAAUAACACGCGAAUCUUGGACUGGUCAGGUGACUAUGGAGGCCAGGCCAUCUGGCACAGCACUCUAUCACUCUCCUUCUUUAUCAAAUAG